UCUCCCAAUCUAGUCUCUCUAGAUUUCAUUUUCAAGAAAGAACAGAAAAAAAUGAAGAACAAUUACAACAACAAUAACCAUAACCAAAAUAUGAUCUCAUUGUUUAAAAUGUUCAAUGCACCAUUACAUUUAUCAAAUCUAUUAUCUCUAGUACUUUUUUUCGCCUUCGGUUUAUGUUUUGGUGUCAUUUUAACUUUCCAACUUAAAAACGUGUCGUUUAACCUCCAAUUCACUCAAUUUUCUCUCUCUACCAGCACUACGACCACAAACAACACUGCAUCCAAUACAACAUUGGAUACAGUGUCACCACCGUCGCCACCAGCACCACCAGUCAAAAUUGGAUUGUCGAGUUAUUUGACACCGCCUCAACCUAUGCACGAUAUGACCGAUGAAGAGUUAUUAUGGCGAGCAUCCAUGGUCCCUAAGGUGAAAGACUAUCCAUUCAAUAGAACAAUUAAGGUGGCUUUCAUGUUUUUGACCAGAGGACCGGUCGUGUUGUCGCCUUUAUGGGAGCGGUUUUUCAAAGGCUAUGAAGGUCAUUACACCAUUUAUGUACAUAGCUCGGAUUUUAAUUCUACAGUGACCGAGUCAGAGAAAUCUGUUUUCCAUGGCCGGAGAAUUCCCAGCAAGUAUGUCGAAUGGGGAAAAGUUAACAUGAUAGAAGCCGAGCGUCGACUACUAGCAAACGCACUGCUCGAUUUCUCAAACCAACGAUUUGUCCUUCUCUCGGAAUCUUGCAUUCCCUUGUUCAACUUCUCGACGGUUUACUCUUACCUCACAAACUCGAACCAUAACUUUGUUGAGUCCUAUGAUUUGGAAGGGCCCGUUGGUCGUGGGAGAUAUAGUCAAUAUAUGGCCCCAACGGUUGAUAUUGAGGAAUGGCGCAAAGGGUCACAAUGGUUCGAGAUGAACCGUGACCUAGCCGUUGAGGUUAUAUCCGAUAAGAAGUAUUUUUCAGUUUUCCAUGACUUUUGUGAUGGCCAAUGUUAUGCGGAUGAGCAUUACUUGCCAACAUUUGUUACCAAGAUAUUUGGGAAAACCAAUUCCAACAGGACUUUGACUUUCGUUGACUGGGCGAGAGGAGGCCCCCACCCGACCAAGUAUACGAGAAACGAUGUGACCGAAGAGUUUUUGGAGAAGCUAAGAAAUGACAGGAGUUGUGAAUAUAAUGGACAGAAAAACCAUAUUUGUCACUUGUUUGCAAGGAAGUUCACAUCUCAUGCUUUGGAUAGAUUAUUAAGAAUUGCACCAAAGCUUAUGCAAUUCAACUUAUAGCUUUGAAAAUAUUCAUUUUUUGGUUAUUUUUCUUGAAAUUAUUUUAUUCUUAUAUACAUAUUGAACAAUUGGGUUCAAAAAUUGGAAAAAGUUUUCAUCAUACAUA
This is a messenger RNA of Erigeron canadensis, 1381 nucleotides long. Its product is annotated as glycosyltransferase BC10-like. The transcript has 2 exons. The coding region runs from base 52 to 1275 and encodes 407 amino acids. Gene Ontology annotation, molecular function: glycosyltransferase activity. Lineage: Eukaryota; Viridiplantae; Streptophyta; Magnoliopsida; Asterales; Asteraceae. The record is from RefSeq and is a predicted model, not a curated record. Gene Ontology annotation, cellular component: membrane.